UGCCCGGCCCCACGGCGGAAGUCGGAGAUUCCUGGCCGGAGCGCGGCGGGCGCGGCCGGCGGCGUUGGGAGUCCCGUCACAGGUCCGGUGGGGUGGCUGGGGGCCGAGGACCGCGGAGCAGGGGCCCCGGGAUCCGGAGACCGGCGUGGAGCUGCGGGGGCCCUCCGAGGAGGACGGGAGGGUCGGGGACUGAUACCAGCGCCAGGUACUUGGUGAGGGGCGGGGCGGGGCGGGCCGGGGCGCGCCAGGUGCACCAGGCCUCCUGCGGCCCACGGCGCCCCCUGGCGGCAGAGCGGCCCCACCCCCGUCAGCCCCGCCCCCGGAAUGACCACGCCCCCAAACAACGGCCUGGAGGCCCUCCCAAGCCGGCCCCGCCCCACCGCCCUGACCAAGACCCUAGCCAGCCUCCCGGCUCCUCCCCGGACCCAGCCCCGCCCCUCCGGACUAACCACGCCCCCAAACAGAGGCCCGGCUCCUCCCCCCGAGUCAACCCCGCCCCUCUGGACUUCCGCCUGGAGGUCCGCCAGCUCGCGCUUCCCGGCUCGCCGCCGACAGCUCGCCAGGCCUCGUCGGCCUCGGUGCGCUGCGGAAAGCCGUCCGGGCCCGCUGCUGAGGCCGUGGCCGCGGCCGGGCCAAGGUUCCGGGCGGACCCCGCCGACUCAGCUCCCUGCCUUUCCCUGAGGAUGGACCCUGGAGACCCCGCCGGAGACCCCACCGGAGAGCCUGCUGCCGGUGACACUGCUGGUGACCCAGCCGGUGGCGAGUGUGUCCCCAUGGGCCGGGACCCGCUCCUGUUCCUGCAGACCCUGCAGACGCUGUGGUCCACUCGGGAGCUGGGACAGCUCCGGGAGGAAGCCCAGAGGGGGUUCGCCGCCCUGGAGGACCCGCUCGCCGCCCUCCUGGACAUGCUGGACGGCAGCCGGGGCUGGCGGGGGAAGGGCCCCUCCCUGGAGGCCUGGGUCGCCCGCGAGCUGAAGCGCUGCUUGCAGGCACAGCCGUGCCCGGGGCCGGCCCGGGGCAGCCCAGGGCUGAAGCAGCUGCAGGCCCGUGCGGUCAAGCUCCUCGCCGAGAGCCCCCCCGGCCUCGUGGAGCCGCUGGUCAGCAUCUUCCAGCUGCAGGACGCAGACCGGAGCCCCCUGCUGGCUCACGUCCACCGGCUGCACCAGGAGGGCAAGUUCAAAGAAGCCAUCGUGCUGGGGACAAAGCUGCGGCUGCAGGCAGAUCUUGAUGUUGAGAAGAUGUGCAUUCCCCUGCUCCUCCAGGACAAGGCAGACCUUGUGGAGCGCUACGUGGAUGGCUUUCCCGACCUCCAGCGGAGGCUGCUGGCCCUCCUGGACUCCUGGUGCCAGCCCGCCUUUGACAUCAGAGUCGUCGCCAGAAGGUACCCGCAGGCGACCUUGAGGCUGGAGAGGCUGAGCCCCAGAGCGCUGGGUCGGCAGGUCCUGCGGCUGCUGGAGCGGCACGGCCUGGACCCUGCCCUGUGUCCCAACGUCGUCACCCAGCAGCGCCUGGCCGCCCUGCGGUAUCUGUGCUACAAGCGGCUGGUAGAGAGAAGCGUACCUCGGGAGAGCUGGGCCGAGCAUGUGCAGGGCCUGGUGGGGCAGGACCAGGGGCUACAGGAGCAGCUGCUGCAGCUGCUGGCGUCUCACAACGACGCGGCCCUGGUCGCCCAGUGUGCCCUGGACCUCCUGCUGCCCGAGGAGCGACUCCCGGCCUCGGUGGCCGCAGAGCUCCGCCAACUCAGGAUCCAGGAGAGGACGGCCGAGGCCCCUCUGGAGGACGGGAAGGACGAUUACUACCAGCUGCCCAUCUCCAGGGAGCACCUCCACUUCCUGGCCUCGUGGGAGGACCUGGCCAGGCACCAGGAGGAGCUCCUGCAGCCCGGCCGGGUGGUCGGCGUGGACCUGGAGUGGAGGCCCUCGUUCGGCGCCGGGGGCCGGCCCCAGGCGUCGCUCAUGCAGGUGGCCGUGGAGGGCCGCGUGUUCCUGCUGGACCUGCCCCGGCUCUCAAGUCCGGCAGGAGGGCAGGCACCCCAGGCCUUCUCCCGGCUGGUGUCCCGGCUGCUCGCGGACCCCUCCAUCACCAAGCUGGGUUAUGGGAUGGCGGGGGACCUGCGGAGCUUGGGUGCCUCCUGCCCGGCCCUGGCCCAGGCCGAGAAGCAGCUGCAGGGCAGCGUGGACCUGCUGCAGGUGCACAGGCAGAUGCGGGCGGCAGACAGGCCAGCCCCAGGCGUGGACGGGGCCGCAGGGCCGCGGGGCCUCAGCCUCCUGGUGCGGCAGGUGCUGGGCAAGCCCCUGGACAAGAUGCAGCAGCUUUCCAACUGGGACCGGCGGCCGCUGGGCGAGGGGCAGCUGGUCUACGCAGCCGCUGACGCCUACUGCCUGCUGGAGGUGUACUGGGCUCUGUGCAGAGAGCCUGCCCGCUUCCACCUGUCGGGGGACCUGGCCAGGAGCCUGAGGCUGGGACGCGGUGAGAGAGCGGGGGCUGGGGAGCUGCCGCCCCUGCAGAAGGCCUCGGCCUCGCCCCAGCAGGUGCCCGCGGGUGAGGACGCAGCCCCCGAGGUCCCGGCCAGGGCCUUCCGCGUGGUGUGUGACAGCAUGCUGCAGGGGCUGGCGCGAAGACUCCGCUGUCUGGGCAUUGACGUGCUGGUGCUGGCCACCGGCGAGGACCACCGCAGGGCCGCCGAGGUUGCCAGGCGGGAGGGAAGGAUCAUCCUGACCUCAGGGCUGCCGUACCACAAGCUCCGGGCCCAGGUUGGGGCUGGGCGCUGCCUCUCGGUGGACUGCUCCCUCAAGGCCCGGCAGCAAGCCACGGCCGUGAUCAGGCAUUUCAACGUGCGUGUCACCCACUCGGACAUCUUCAGCCGCUGCCAGGCUUGCAACUGUCACCAGUACCUGAAGGUCUCCAAGGAUGUAAUGAAGCAGCUUGUGUGGCUCAGCGGCCACCCAGAAGGCCCUAGCGGCACAGGUGACGAGGCCGCCCAAAUCGAGGAUGAACGGGAGACAGGCUCAGCCCCAGAGGAGGCCCCUGGGGGCUGCGCCUACGACCCGUCUUGCCGCUGGCUGGAGGAGGAGGACCUGCAGAGCCGCGUGCCAGCCAGACUGGGCAACGGCACCCGACUGCAGCUGUCGGGGGUCCCGGCAGGCGUGCUGCGGAGGCCGGGGCUGCGGCAUUUCUACUGCUGCACGGGCUGCGGCAAAGUCUUCUGGGAGGGCUCCCACCUGGGCCGAGUCGCCGAGAACUUCCGAGAGGUUCUGGAAGGUGUCCCCGGCUCCCGCGAGCCGAGCCGAGCCCCCAGCCCGGCCGGCAGCCCCUCCUGAGGACUGGGCCCCUGGCCCCAUGGCCUGCGUCACCCCUGGGGGCCGAGGCAGCCGGCAAUAAAGUGGAAACGCUGCA
This is a messenger RNA of Balaenoptera ricei (Rice's whale), 3396 nucleotides long. It is a transcript of the gene EXD3, whose product is annotated as exonuclease 3'-5' domain containing 3. The record is from RefSeq and is a predicted model, not a curated record. Lineage: Eukaryota; Metazoa; Chordata; Mammalia; Artiodactyla; Balaenopteridae. Gene Ontology annotation, molecular function: 3'-5' exonuclease activity; nucleic acid binding. Bases 684 to 3320 code for a protein of 878 amino acids. The transcript is spliced from 22 exons. Gene Ontology annotation, biological process: nucleobase-containing compound metabolic process.